Molecule: messenger RNA, 1854 nt
Organism: Cyclopterus lumpus (lumpfish)
Lineage: Eukaryota; Metazoa; Chordata; Actinopteri; Perciformes; Cyclopteridae
Gene: mmaa
Product: metabolism of cobalamin associated A
Exons: 7
Coding region: 88-1308 (406 amino acids)
Cellular component (GO): cytoplasm
Molecular function (GO): GTPase activity; GTP binding
Source: RefSeq, a predicted model, not a curated record
CCUACGUCACCGGAAACAGGAAGCGGAUAAAUGAACCGUUGAUAUGUAACGUUAACCUGUAACACACCUCCAAGCAGCGGGGACGAGAUGCCCCACAUUUACCAUAAAAUGCGGAGGUUUGGCUUCUCCCUCCAUCGCCACAUCUCUUCCACUGUCCCCUCGCGCACCAGGACAUGCUGCCUCCUCCAAAGGGUCCUCCCGAGUUCCCAGAGCACCGUGCCUGGUCCCAGCUGCCAGUACAAGAGGGAUGUGAGCACAGCCCUUGGGUCGCACAUACAGGACCCGAGUGGGCCCGAGCAGAGGCUGCUGGAUAAACUGUACGAAGGGCUGAUCGGAGGACAGCGGGCGUCUCUGGCGGAGUCCAUCACUUUGGUGGAGACCCAGCAUCCCAGGAAGAAAGAGCUUGCUCAGGUGCUGCUGCAGAGGGUGCUGGUCUACAGGAGGGAGCAGGAGAGUCGUAAUGGAGGGAAGCCCGUGGCUUUCCGAGUAGGUCUGUCCGGUCCUCCAGGAGCGGGGAAGUCGUCCUUCAUCGAGGUGGUGGGGAAGAUGUUAACAGCACGUGGACAUAAGGUCUCAGUGCUGGCUGUUGACCCGUCCUCCUGCACUACAGGAGGGUCUCUGAUGGGUGAUAAGACUCGUAUGACUGAACUCUCCAGGGACAUGAGCGCUUUCAUCAGGCCAUCGCCGGCCUCAGGAACACUUGGUGGAGUCACCAGAACAACUAAUGAGGCCAUUGUUCUCUGUGAAGGAGCGGGAUAUGACAUUGUCCUUGUCGAGACCGUAGGUGUGGGCCAGUCUGAGUUUGCAGUGGCUGACAUGGUUGACAUGUUUGUGCUGCUGAUUCCUCCAGCAGGGGGCGAUGAACUCCAGGGUAUCAAGAGAGGCAUCAUUGAGAGGGCCGACUUGGUGGUGGUGACGAAGUCGGAUGGAGACCUGGUGGUGCCAGCCCGGAGGAUCCAGACCGAAUACACCAGCGCCCUCAAGCUGCUCAGGAGACAGUCCAAGUCCUGGAACCCUAAGGUGGUGCGCGCCUCCUCAUACACCAGUGAGGGCAUCCCAGAGGUCUGGGCAAAGAUGGAGUCGUACCGGGACGCCAUGUUGGCCCGCGGUGAACUGCAGGGCCGGAGGAGGGACCAGCAGAAGGUUUGGCUGUGGACUUUGAUCCAGGAGAACGCCCUCUGCCAUUUCCAGAAUCACCCCAGUGUCAGAGAGGCUCUGCCUCACCUCGAGGAGAGGGUCACCAAAGGAGCCAUCUCCCCGGGCCUGGCUGCUGACCUGCUUCUUAAAGCCUUCUCAUCAUCAUCAUAACCAUAGCAAUCAGUGGGGCUGUACUUUUGGAGAAGGAUGGAUGGCUCAUGGCCGGUCAGGGCCACUUGGUGCCAAGGAAAGCCAGGACCAUGUGAGGAUAUGUGAACUUGACUCUAGUUUGCACAAAAAGAAGCUGCCUUGCUUUUUUCACUCUUAAUUUGAAAUUCAAAACACCUAAUAUGAAAUAAUCCAAAUGAGGAGAGGAAGAGCGGGCUGUGAGUUGUCCCUUCUCAGCUACUGCUUCAAGACACAUCCAUUUGGACCGUGGACGGCAUUUCAAAAUAUUUCAAUUGUGUCCGAUAUUGCUGUGAGAUAUGAAAUGUUGCGCUGCCAACUGGUAACCAGCUGGUUAUCCAAAGCAGAUCCUGUCCUCGAUGACGGAGACACUGGAGACCCUCGUUUUAAUACGAUUAGUGCAACACACACAGAACUGUAAAGACUAUGUUGGUACAUUUGGAGUUUGCACAAUAACCAUCACCUUUUUAAGAAUGGGGUCAUUAAAUGUGACUUGUUCAUGCCCUAAAUAUUGGCAUGACAAUUACUGUA